ACAACAAACAACCCCUCAUCCCAUUUCAUCUCUCUCUCUCUCUCUUCUUUUUCUCUCACUACCUUCAUCAAUGGCGGACUACCAGAGAACCCAAUACGGCCAACAGCAGCAACAACAACACCAAACCCCAAGCGAUGCCAUGAAAAGCUUCCUCCCCGAAAGUGGUCCCUCAGCUCAGCAAAUUCUCACCGUCGUCACCCUCGUCCCUCUCGGCGGAAUCCUCCUCCUCCUAGCCGGACUCACAUUAGCCGGAACUCUCCUCGGCCUCGCCCUCUCCACGCCGGUCUUCGUCAUCUUCAGCCCUGUUUUAGUCCCCGCCGCCUUCGUCAUUGCCGCCGCUGUAACUGGAUUCUUGACUUCCGGCGCUUUCGGUAUCACGGGCCUCUCGUCACUGUCUUGGCUGGCCAAUUAUCUUCGCCGGAUCAGGAUGACGCCUUCUACGGCGCUUCCGGAGGCGGCGGACUAUGCUAGGCGGCGCGUGCAGGACUCGGCGGCGUAUGUGGGCCAGAAAACUAAGGAGACUGGGCAAGCGAUACAAAGCAAGGCCGAGGGAACGAAAACAUAAACGAGCCCAUUAGAUACUUGGAUUUGAUUCUCUCAACCUCGUCACCUUAUUUCUCUCUUGUUUUUCUUUCUUUUUUUUUUAUUUAUUUUGUAAUGUUUUUUUUUUUGGGUUUAGUUUAAAUUAUGUAAUGGUUGAGUUGUAAGUUGUAAACUUUUUAUGUAUGUAAUAAAAGCAUGUUUAAAAAAUAAA
Molecule: messenger RNA, 754 nt
Organism: Cannabis sativa
Lineage: Eukaryota; Viridiplantae; Streptophyta; Magnoliopsida; Rosales; Cannabaceae
Product: oleosin H2-like
Exons: 1
Coding region: 71-565 (164 amino acids)
Biological process (GO): seed oilbody biogenesis; lipid storage; response to freezing
Cellular component (GO): monolayer-surrounded lipid storage body; membrane
Source: RefSeq, a predicted model, not a curated record